AUGUCCAGCUUCCUGUCUUCCACCGCGACGCUGCUGACAAGAACCAUCCUGUCCCCAGUCGCACCGCCGUCACUCUUUGCAGUCAAUGUCGAGUACUACAAGUCCACCAGCUCCUCGCCCAACACCGCAUCUUCCAGGUCUUCACCAAGCAUAGAAUCGCUUCUCUCGGCAACACAGACUCUCGACCCGGCCAAGAAGCCCACUUUCAAGCCAACCCCCUGGCUCUCGAGCGGUCAUCUCCAAACCAUCUACUCUGCUGUUGCCAACUUUUCGCAGAUCGAUGCUGUCGAGUAUCAACGGCGCGUGUUUCUCACACCGGAUGGCGGUACCAUCGGGCUGGACAUCUCACCCCCGUCCUUGGCACCCUCGGAGCAAGACUUGAAAACGCAAGCGCAUCCCGCAGCCGAUGGUCUGCCCACCGUCGUCUGCUUGCACGGUCUUACAGGCGGCAGUCAUGAGAGCUACGUGCGCAACUGCUUCUCGCACUUGACCAAACCCACCUCGCAAGGAGGGCUGGGAUAUCGAGCAAUCGUAAUCAACUUUCGUGGAUGCGCCAAUGUGCCUGUCACCUCGCCACAGCUGUAUUCAGCAUUGAAGAUCGCCGAUGUGCGCUCUGCAUUGCUGCUGAUCACCAAGCUCUAUCCAAGCUCGCCGCUGGUGGGCAUCGGAUUCUCUCUCGGCGCAAACGUGCUUGGUUGCUACCUUGGAGAGGAAGGCGACAACACUCCACUGCUAGGUGGCGUCAUUGUCGGUACUCCAUUCGACUUGAAAGCGGGCGCAGACCAACUCGAUUACGGCGGUUUCCUCUCGCAAAAGUAUUCCGUGGCCAUGGGCAACAACCUGCGACGCAUGGCAUGUAAGCACAAGGACACACUGGCACUCCAUCCACCCUUUCGUGCACUGCUCGAUGAUCUGUACGAUGCUCCUCCGCAGCCCAAAGCCGAACUCGAGCUGUACAAACAGCAGGUCAAGAACGGUGGUCCUCUACAGAACCAACGUGUCAUUAUCAAGCGUGGCUCGCUGAAAGCGGCAGAUCAGACCCUGACUCGAUUCGUCGGUGGUCUGCCCAAGCCUUACGGCGAGUUCCCGUUCGAAAGCGCCGAUGACUAUUACAUCAACGGUGGCUGUGCGGACAGGGUGAGCAACGUGCAGCGACCGAUGCUCUGUCUCUCUGCCGAGGAUGAUCCCAUUGUUCCCAGCCAGAUUUGGCAAAAGAUUCGCGCGGCAAUAGCAAGGAAUCCCGACGGUACACCACUCGAGGCAGAUGCACACGCAGAGUUCAACGAAAACGUGGUGCUUGCGUGGACCAAGGCAGGUGGGCAUCUGGGUUGGUUUGAAGGGAUUCGACCCAAACGAUGGCUGUACAGGCCCACGUCCGAGUUUAUCAAGGCGCUAUUUGACCAGACGUCGGAAGAGCAACAGGCGCGACUAAGGGCCAAGAGUCGGUGGGCCGAGGCCCAGGUGGAAGCGCGCGAGGUUCUAGUUGAACUCAUGCCAAAAGAAGCUUUGCCCGUGUACACGCUUCCCGGCCAAGGUGGACGAUCGAGUCGCUGGACUGACACUGAACUUGCACCAUCCAAGAGCGACAGCCAGCGCUCGAAUCCAAGUGGCAGUGACACGCCGUCUCGUCUAGCCGAGCUUGAUCGCGAUCUGCAGUCCGACAAGCUAGGCGCCGAAGACAGCCUGCUCAACCCCUCCGAUACGGGCUUCUCUGCCAACGCGCCACCCACCUCCUCUGAUACACAAGUCAACGACGGUCAGCACUCGACACUGCGUCUAGCGUGGCUGCUCACGCACGUGCUCAAAGAAGCACCGCUCGUCCACCCGCGCCACGCCAUCUAUGCUCCCUACAACGAACCGCAGUCGUCCGAUGCCGAUCAACGCAAGAGGCUAGGCUGGCAAAAGGUCACAUUGACCAUGUACACCGAUCGACAGCACCCGGAAGUCGGUUUCGCCGAGCUCGGUCCAGAAACGCGCGUAGCAGGCGCAGGCGAGACGUUCAGAGGCGGCAUCGACGUGCCCGGUGCAAGCAUGGAGCCCAAGCAAGCCGGCGUCCACGCAAGCGCCAACAACGUCAUCGCUGGAUUGUAA
This is a messenger RNA of Mycosarcoma maydis (corn smut), 2091 nucleotides long. RefSeq lists its product as uncharacterized. NCBI's taxonomy places the organism in Eukaryota, Fungi, Basidiomycota, Ustilaginomycetes, Ustilaginales. The transcript has a single exon. Gene Ontology annotation, biological process: medium-chain fatty acid catabolic process; medium-chain fatty acid biosynthetic process. The record is from RefSeq and is a predicted model, not a curated record. Bases 1 to 2091 code for a protein of 696 amino acids. Gene Ontology annotation, molecular function: acetylesterase activity; monoacylglycerol lipase activity.